UCAAAUUUGGACAAAUUUAUUAAUAAAAGAAAAUCCUUGUCGACUAAUGUUGAUCUGGUUCUGCUCAAUAAUGUAAUAUUGAUUAUUUCUAAUGACUAAUGACUUCUAAUGGCUGAUGUCCCAAAAUACUAGCUGCUCGCAAGUUCAGAAAGAAUGGAUUCGUGUCAAUUGUCAGCCAGAUAUAUGCAGUUGUUUACCGUGUGGUGAUUUCGACGAUAGCGCCGUUAAAAAAACAACUAAUCAAGUUUCCGUUGACAAAAAAAAUAUUAUAGUUAAAAACACUAAUGAUAAGCUGAGAUAUUUUUUCAGUGAGCUAGGAAAUAUUUUUCAAGAUAAAAUCCAGAAUAACAAAAAAGAAAAAGUUGACGACUUACUUAGAUACUUAUAUAAAAUUUACUCAAGCUUACAGCAAAACAAUCGAAGUAAAUUUUUCGUCGAUCAAAAAGGAGGGUGGAAAAUCAACAGAAGAAAUCAAGUUAAUGAACAUAAAACAACCGAAAGUUUACAAUUAAAAAAUAAAUGAUGAAAAGCAGACGUGACCACGUAAAGUCAAAAAAAAAAAAAAAAUUAAAUGGAGUGAAAAGCCCUCAUUAAAUUUUUAUACUUUAUUAACAUGAAACAUGGUACCUUCACGUGUAUUCAUAUUAAAGUUAAGACUUUAGCCAAGAGAAUGAUUACGUUUUUUUUAGGAAAGAUUUGGUUUCAAGCUUAACUCUAAACUAACCUAAAAAUUUUUAAAAAUUUAAAUUUAAUAAAACGGAAUAAAAUUUAAAAAUUUUGAUUUAAGUCCGUGAGUAUAUUCAUCUUUUAUUUAUUUAAAUACACUGUAACUUCAAUGAUAGAGAAUGUAAAAUCCUAAAUGUAUCUUUGAUAAAGCAAAAAAUUUUGAAGGCAACUCGAAUUCAACCAUAUAUACUGAAGGCGCCCAAUAAAAAAGCGUUUUGUUUUCAAGUUUUUUCUUAUUAUUGAAAACAAAUAUUUUUUGAUAAAAAAAGCUUUUUUAUAUAUUUUAUGAAAAGAUGUGGAAUACUAAGAUAAUUACACAAACUUUGUACUCAUUUUAAAUAAAAUAGUUAUAUAAUAUAUAUUUAUUUUAUGAAAUAA
This is a messenger RNA of Hydra vulgaris (swiftwater hydra), 1104 nucleotides long. NCBI's taxonomy places the organism in Eukaryota, Metazoa, Cnidaria, Hydrozoa, Anthoathecata, Hydridae. The record is from RefSeq and is a predicted model, not a curated record.